Haemonchus placei is the source of this 477-nucleotide messenger RNA. Lineage: Eukaryota; Metazoa; Nematoda; Chromadorea; Rhabditida; Trichostrongylidae. The record is from the annotation of a GenBank genome assembly.
UCAAUACAAUACACUUACCAAGGGUGCAUCGAUGCUCCAGUAGAGGCUCGGAAUCGUCAAGUUUCUCACGGCCUGACACACCGCUACAAUCGGAUCGUCUUUGUUUUUAACAAUGGUGGCGUUCAUAAAACUGUUGUACGUUACAAGUACAUAAAGUGACUGUUUUUCUGUCUCCUCAUAGAAAGAAUGACUGGUUCCAGGUACGCAUUGAACUGGUUCGCAGCUGGCACCUAGAAAUCCUGGAGGGCAUCUGCAACCUUGAUCCAUUGAGGGGCUUCGAAGGGUUCCUUGAUUCAUGCAUACCCUCUGAGUGCAAGAUGAUCUAGUGAAAUGAGGUUUGCAUAUGCAUCUAUCAUUUUUUUCGUAACCAUCAUGAGCGCACGUAAGUGGGCCAGUAGCGAAAGCGUUGCUAGAAUACUUCCAAAAUUCACCCCAACGAUUGUGACCGCUCACCACUACAGCACAGGAAACGAGUAG